Misgurnus anguillicaudatus (oriental weatherfish) is the source of this 1273-nucleotide messenger RNA. It is a transcript of the gene cdx1b, whose product is annotated as caudal type homeobox 1 b. The record is from RefSeq and is a predicted model, not a curated record. Gene Ontology annotation, biological process: embryo development; animal organ morphogenesis; regulation of transcription by RNA polymerase II. NCBI's taxonomy places the organism in Eukaryota, Metazoa, Chordata, Actinopteri, Cypriniformes, Cobitidae. Gene Ontology annotation, molecular function: RNA polymerase II transcription regulatory region sequence-specific DNA binding; DNA-binding transcription factor activity, RNA polymerase II-specific. Gene Ontology annotation, cellular component: nucleus.
AGCAAGGCUAGAGGGUUCAGAAAAUCUGUCCAGGUAGAUGAAUCGUCAGGUUAUAGGAAAACCUGUGUCUAAAGAGCCAAGAUCAAUUGAUUGGGUACACAUUAUGAACUGGAAUCAUUAGGCGAAAAAAUGUAUGUAAGUUAUCUUUUGGAGAAGGACACCAGUAUGUACCCAAAUUCAGUAAGACAUCCAAGCCUAAACCUAAACCCUCAGAAUUUUGUACCUGCACCUCCACAAUAUCCGGACUUCACAGGAUACCAUCACGUCCCUGGAAUUACCAACGACCCCCACCACAGCCAAACAGGAGCGUGGAAUCCAGCAUACCCUGCUCCACGGGAGGAAUGGACACCUUACGGUCCGGGGACUGGACCAUCUACGUCGAGCACCAGUCAGUUGGGUUUCAGUCCACCAGAGUUUUCAUCUGUUCAAGGGCCCGGCCUUCUUCCAUCUUCCAUAAACACAUCAGUCGGUCAACUGUCGCCGAACUCUCAGCGACGGAACCCGUACGACUGGAUGCGUCGGAGCGCUCCGCCUUCAACCUCAGGAGGGAAGACCAGAACAAAAGACAAAUACCGGGUGGUAUACACGGAUCAUCAGCGCCUGGAAUUGGAAAAGGAAUUCCAUUACAGCCGUUAUAUCACAAUAAGAAGAAAAUCUGAACUGGCAACAGCACUCAGUCUGUCAGAAAGACAGGUAAAAAUCUGGUUCCAGAACCGACGUGCUAAAGAAAGGAAAGUCAAUAAAAAGAAAAUGCAACAGCCACAGCCAGCAUCCACAACCACACCCACACCACCAAACUCAGCUCUCCCAAGCAAUGUUUCUAUGGUGACAAGUAGCAGUGGUGGCUUGGUAUCACCGUCUAUGCCAAUGACAAUUAAGGAAGAGUACUAAAGAAAAAAAAGGAUGUCCAGACUUUGACUGGUGGAUGUUUUUAUAGCAUUACAGAACCCCUUCACACUCCUUUCUUGCUGCAAGAAGAAACACAACUACCAAGAAUGUGACAAAGACUGUUUGUUGUACACUGCUGUCAAAAAUACAUCAAUCAAAAGUUGGUAACACUUGUUGUAAAGUAAAUCCACAUUUUCAGUACGCAUUAAUACUAGUACAAAUACUAUACAUAAUAUUCAUUCGUUAUGUUAUGGCCUCUGUAUUCAGGAACACUAUCGCAUUUGCUUUAUUCAAUAAUGUUAAAAUGUUUUGAGAUUUGGAUGAAUUUAAAAAUUGUAUAUUUCCAAAGUAAUUUGUUAAUAAAAUGUUUUAUUGUAAAAUGUUG